AGUCCCCCGCCAUUCCGUUAUGUAACUGACGGUUGCUUGAGCCUUGCAGCAGAGCAAAAAACCGGAAACAACACCCAGCCAAAUGCAGAGAGUGGGGGAUGAAUUGAAUUGCCAUAUGCGACGCGCGGGCAGCUGGUUUUCUCCAGCAGGCAGCCAGUUUGCACAAGCAAGUACCCAACCAUCGAUCCAUCCAAUCGCUCGCCCGAGAAAAGAAAGGAAAAAAACAAAUCGCUCUGCCUGCCAGCUGCCACGUGUAAAUGUGCCGGUCUUCUUUCCUUCCUGCCUUCUGUUUCUGCUUAUGUCCCCGUGUGAUCAUCGCCCCCGGCCCCAUGGACCAAACCGAUCAUACAUUGAACUGACAGAAGCACGACCGAGACAAUUCCCCGCAAAGCUUGUCUCUCCGCCCAUCGGCGCCAUAAUAGCGCUCCCUCCCUCCCCGCCAGCCCGCUCGCUAAUGCUUACCCUCGCCGGCGGCCCCACCAUCAAGCCAUGCCACCACUGCCAAUUCACCACUACCCUCCGCCGCAGGGCGCCUCGCCAUUCCUAACCGUAAUGGCCGUGCUCGCCUUCUUCGCAACCUGCCUCCUCGUCGUCGCGGGCUGGAUCCACUGUGUGUCUGGCCCGUCGCGGCGCGAUCACCAGCGCAGCCGUCUCCGGCGACGGAGCAGGAGGGGCGCGACGAGGAGGGUCGGGUUUCAGGAAUGGUACCAUCGUAGGCGGCGCGCGCACUCUGUGUCGUCCCCGAUCACACCGCAGAUGGAGCCGGUGUUUACGUUCCUGCCCUCGCCGCGACGCGGGUCCGCACAGUCCCCGCUGUUCGCUUCCCCCGUCUCGCCCACUGCCGCUGGGGGUGGCUACGGUACGUUCUUUGCUGCUACUCCGCCGCCUCCGCCGUCGCUCAGCGGGAGCUCCUCUUCCUCCUCCUCCUCGUCGGAGGAUGCUGCUACUGCUCCACCCCACCCCAAUUCCGCGCCCACCCCGCCCACAGGAUCCCGUCCCAAACCCCGUCCGCGACGGAGCAUGACCCUGCCGCCCACAAUCUCCUCCUCACCUUCCCCCUACACACGCAGCAAAACCCCCUCCUCACCGGUCUCAAUGUCUCGCCGGGAGAACAAAAAGGCCGCUCGAAGGAAGUCGACGGGGAGCACAGGCGCGCCAAAGGAGUGGACGGGGCUGGGCGUGGGAAUGCCAAUGCCAAUGCCGCUGGGGCUGGGAUUGUGGAUUGGGUACGAUCCUCCGUACCACCAGAGGGGCCUGGAUGUGGUCGUUGAAGAGGCGGGAACCACGCCGCAGUGAUGUGAUGUGAUGUGGAAACGAAUGAAUGAUUUAUGACUUUUGGAUGAUGGCUGUUUUGUGUUGCAUUGCUGCGCAGGUAUCUGCUUGGGCUUCGCUUCUGGCUUGCGAGCGGGAGUUGUUUAGGUUCUUGGUGGCAAUUGCAAUGGAUUCCGAAAUAUCUGUGUAAACCGGACCGGGCACUCGCGCUUCGUCUGC
Messenger RNA from Tricharina praecox, 1491 nucleotides. RefSeq lists its product as uncharacterized. NCBI's taxonomy places the organism in Eukaryota, Fungi, Ascomycota, Pezizomycetes, Pezizales, Pyronemataceae. The record is from RefSeq and is a predicted model, not a curated record. Bases 490 to 1296 code for a protein of 268 amino acids. The transcript is spliced from 2 exons.